CGUGCGCGGACCAAGCAGUCGGAAAGUUGAAGCGUCGCUUAGGCGUUUACAAAGCUCAUCCCAGUGUUGUAAUUUGUCGGCAUGUAAAGUGAAAGUCCGUUCCUGGAUUCGUGAAUCAGCAAAAUCGUGUUUUUCUGCACCCCAGAAAUUCUUCUGCAACCCUUCCAAUAAAGCCAUCCGUGCUGGUUGGUUACUGACUUCCGGUGGAUAACAACUCGAAUGCUCGUCCGCAUAUGCAGCGCUUUCCCAAUAAUACAAAACGAAAUAUCGUGAGCAACUCAUCUUAUAACUACACUUCGAGCGUAAAUAAAGAUGCAGGCGGCAAGCGCGUGAAUUACAAAUCCCAGGAAAGUGGCACCUUUUUACAAAGAAGUGUUUCUGCUGACAAUGUUAUAGUUCGCACGAGGGGAUUCAAACCCUCAGACUUACACGAUCCAGCUAAAAGGAACUUUCUUGAAAACCUUACUUCUAAAAUACUACAUUUCGACAUGGAGAGCGGAGAAAGGACCCCCAUAAAUUUGAAAAAAUUGCUCACCCCUGCUACUGAUGGGAACGAGGUGAUGCACGUAAAAAACAAAGAAAAAAUGUAUGCCUCUUCGUACUUCUACGCCCCCACCCACCCGACGGUAGAAGACCAAGUGGAACUAGCACGAAGGAUUUCGAAUUCACUCAGUGAUGUAAAGAAUAUGAAAAGCAAAGGACAGUCGAUGUACGUCAAUCGAAAAAAACGAUCAGUAAAGUGGAUCCACGAUGGCAAUGGAACAGAAGGUGAAGAAGAAACUUCCACUACUAUUUAUAAGGACAAAAUGCCUUUAAAAUGUUUAAUGAAUCCUUGUGGAAAGCUCCAAGACAUCCAGGGAAUUCAGGCUCUUGGAGAGGAAGUGAAUAUUGAAUCAAUUCCUUCACAUCCUGAAAAACUUUUCGACAUUGUACAUGAUCUAAACAGUCAAAGAGGUCGAGGUGCUGAAAUUUUUGCUAAGCGCAGAAAAAGGUCAGAAAAAUGGGUGGUGGAUAAGGAAAAACCACAAACGCCAAGUACACCUUCGUAUCCAAAAACUCCAACGUACCCGACGAAGCAGGAGUUUAACGACAACACGAAUUAUUCGAAUCUUACACCUAUGACGCCACAUACCCCGUUAUCGUCUUUCGAGAACAAACCACUCUACAAUCCCUUCACUAUGGAUUUAUCAACAGGAAACUUAAAUUCAUCGAACACAGGAUACGUCCAACAAGCUCGAGCCUGUAACAACUCAGAGAACGGGGUAAACAGGAUCACCGAAGUUAAGAAAAUCUAUCUUCGGGAAGUGGCUGUCGGUACAGACCCGGAACUUCCUCUAGACGAUUCUGACGCUUUUACGGAAAAAUCUAAACGAAUGUCCUUCAAAAACGAGGACCGUUCUCGAGCGAGCACUAACGGGCUUCGCAAUAAUCGCUACAAGUCUGCAUUCACUAAUUCUAAUCACUCCAAACCUCAUUCCAGACCUAACUCAAACUCUCAAUAUAGUUCUAACUCGCAUCACUCUAAUGGCCAUUCUCAUUCAAAUGGCCACAUUCAACCUAAUGGCAACUCUCAUAAUAACGGCAACUGUCACCCUAAUGGGAACUCUCAUCAUAAUGGCUACUCUCAACCUAAUGGCUACUCUCGUUCAUCCUCCUACUCUCGCUCAAAUUCUAACUCUCGCUCAAACUCUUACUCAAACCCAAACUCUAAAUCUAAAUACCACUCCAACUCCAAAUAUUCUAAUGCCAAUCACAUCAAGACUUCAGCACAAACAAAUGGUAACAUCAGGAACUUCAGGAACGGGAAUCAAGAUCAUCAUUCGUCUGAUAGUGAGGACAUCGAUUAUACUCCAGUUCCUGUAAAGCAGCUGAUCCAGGAGUUUGAGAAGACCUGUAGACCUGUUAUGCAAUACAAGCAUCUCAGUCCAAAAGUGAUCCCUAUCAUAAGGCAAAACAAGCCUCUGAACAACGACAUUUCUCGAUUCUUCGAGACACAUAACAAGUACGAGGUUUGCAGGAUACCAGAAAGAGAGGAAGAUAUUUUUGAGAGGGAGAGUCUCGACUCGUACAGGAGCAACGGAUAUUUGUCAUCUGAGGAUUUGGACGAAUCUCUGGAUGAUUCUUUGUCGUCUAUGAACUAUUACCAAUUUGAAGAUCGGAAGCCAAUUUGUGAAAACGGGUUUCAGAGGAUGCCCAAAGGAACUAGAACUGCAUCGAUGUCCAUGAUUGAUGAGUAUUUUCGCAAAGAGACUAUGGAUUCUGAUGAGGGAGAGACUUUGAUUAUGAAUGGUAAUAGCAAGUUUAUCGAAAUCGAGACGGAAAUGCCAGAAGAGAAGAAGACUAGAGUUCUAGCCAUGGUUGGAACUGAGGAUGAUAUUUUGGAUACCAUCAAACAUCUGCGCAACACUCCGGUUGUGGACAACCUCGUUUCAGCUGACUGCAAUUUUGGCACUGUCUGCUCAAAUACAGAUGAUGGUGGAAAAUUAUACGAAAGUAACUACCAGGGUCCGAAGAUAUCAAGUUAUCAAAACUUAGCCAACUACAAUACAGCGCCUCGUGGUUGGGACCAAUCCCUCUCCUUCUAUCGACCAAUUAAAUUUGAAAAACCUCCAGAAAAACUCGUAUAUUCUGAUUUUUAGUUAUACGACUUUCUAUAGUAUGGCCUCGGUAUGUUUCCCCAUCUCAUAAUCUAAGUGUCUGCUACGCUAAAAAAGUUCCUCGCCUGCCAGAGUGUCUUUUAUAAAAUCUGACAACCCCAUUAUAUUAU
This is a messenger RNA of Belonocnema kinseyi, 2767 nucleotides long. RefSeq lists its product as uncharacterized. NCBI's taxonomy places the organism in Eukaryota, Metazoa, Arthropoda, Insecta, Hymenoptera, Cynipidae. Gene Ontology annotation, biological process: positive regulation of actin filament bundle assembly. The record is from RefSeq and is a predicted model, not a curated record. The coding region runs from base 234 to 2639 and encodes 801 amino acids. The transcript is spliced from 10 exons. Gene Ontology annotation, molecular function: actin binding. Gene Ontology annotation, cellular component: nucleus; Z disc; actin cytoskeleton.